Molecule: messenger RNA, 2860 nt
Organism: Acinonyx jubatus (cheetah)
Lineage: Eukaryota; Metazoa; Chordata; Mammalia; Carnivora; Felidae
Product: SEC14-like protein 4
Exons: 12
Cellular component (GO): cytoplasm
Source: RefSeq, a predicted model, not a curated record
CUCCCGUCGGGGCGGGACCAACAUCUGAUCGGCGGGGCAAAACCAGGCGGCGGCGAGGCCAGGCAGCGGGCCGAAGACUCCAGACACACCAGCGCCCCGCGACCCCCUGCACCCACCGGCACCAUGAGCGGCCGAGUCGGGGACCUGAGCCCCCAGCAGCAGGAGGCGCUGGCCAGGUUCCAGGACAACCUCCAGGACCUGCUGCCCACCCUGCCCAAUGCUGACGAAUACUUCCUCCUGCGCUGGCUCCGAGCUCGGAACUUUGACCUGCAGAAAUCUGAGGACAUGCUCCGGAAGCACAUAGAAUUCCGGAAGCAACAGGACCUGGACAACAUCCUCACAUGGCAGCCCCCAGAGGUGAUCCAGCUGUACGACUCUGGUGGUCUGAGCGGCUAUGACCCUGAAGGCUGCCCCGUGUGGUUCGACAUCACUGGGACCCUUGACCCCAAGGGUCUUCUCCUGUCAGCCUCCAAGGAAGAGCUGAUCCGGAAGCGCAUCAAGAUCUGUGAGCUGCUUUUGCGGGAGUGUGAGCUGCAGAGUCAAAAGCUGGGCAGGAAGAUCGAGAUGGUACUGAUGGUGUUUGACUUGGAGGGGUUCGGCCUGAAACACCUGUGGAAGUCAGCUGUAGAGAUCUACCAGCAGUUUUUUGCCAUCCUGGAAGCAAAUUAUCCUGAGACGCUGAAGAAUUUAAUUGUCAUUCGAGCCCCCAAGCUCUUCCCUGUGGCCUUCAACUUGGUCAAGAUGUUCAUGAGUGAGGAAACACAAAGGAAGAUAGUGAUUCUGGGAGGCAACUGGAAGCAGGAGCUGCCAAAGUUCAUCAGCCCUGAGCAGCUGCCCAUGGAGUUUGGGGGGACCAUGACUGAUCCUGAUGGCAACCCCAAGUGCCUGACCAAGAUCAACUAUGGGGGUGAGGUGCCCAAGAGCUACUACCUGCGCAACCAGGUGAGGAUGUAGUAUGAGAACAAGAUGACGGUGGCCCGAGGCUCCUUCGUGCAGGUGGAGAACGAAAUCCUGUUCCCGGGCUGUGUGCUCAGGUGGCAGUUCGCAUCUCAUGGGGCCGACAUCGGCUUCGGGGUUUUCCUGAAGACCAAGACGUGUGAGCGGAAGCGGGCGGGGGAGAUGGUGGAGGUGCUCCCCAUCCGGCGCUACAAAGCCCACCUGGUACCUGAGGAUGGGAACCUCGCCUGCCUCAAGCCCGGCGUCUACGUACUGCGCUUCGACAACACCUACAGCCUGAUACACACCAAGAAGGUCAGCUACACUGUGGAGGUGCUGCUCCCAGACAAGACCUCUGAAGAGAAGAUUCAGGGUCUUGAGGCAAGGAGACCGUCCCCAGCGCAAUGAAGACCCCUGAUACCUCUCAGUCCCUGUGCUCUUCAACCCCUUAGUACCCCCUCCCUGUCCCUUUCCCUCCUGAGCAGCGUGGUGUUUGGAGGAGCCACCCCCCUCCCCACAUCACCAUCUCGGCUCUUCGUGGGCUCACUUGGCAUGGUGGCAGAGCAGGAAGGGGACAUCCAGCUCAUAGGCCACCUUGAGGAUUCAGACAGGCACCUGAUCUCCUGUUUGCAGAGACUGAGAAUGGGGACGCUGAGGAUGAACCAGGAGCCACUGAGGGAGGGUCCUGCCCACAGAAGCUGCCCUUAUGUCACUCCUGAUGAGGUCCACCGUCUCAGGACUCACCCACACCUAGUGACCCGGCUUGGGGGCGUGUGCAUGAGUCCCAGGCCAGGCAGCGAGCACAGCGUCAAGUCUGAAGAGCAGGGAAGCCCCCAUCUCUGCAUGUGGGGGCUCGACACCGAUAGACAAGGCCAGCUGGAGGCAGCUGGGUGGAGGGAUGGGACCAGCCGGGUGGUGGAGCUGAGGGUCUUGGUUCUGGCAGGGCACCAAAGCCUCUUCAGAGUCUCCUUACUGGCUUUGGAGGGAAGAUCAGAAAUGGAGCAUGAGGCCCAGCGGGGAUAACCAUCAGGAAAAGCCACGCUCAGCCACACAGAGCUAAAUGGGUGAAGACUGAGUCUCUCGGAAUUCUCAGUGACCCCCGCCUCCUCCUCACCUGCUGUGAUCCAGCUGACAUUCAGCUUGGGUUCUUUCUGGCUCUGAGUAAGGACCAGGAUGGUAGCAGAGCUGGAGUGAGGUGGAACAUGCUGGAAUAAGGUAGAACGCACCUGGGUGGGGCUGCCAUCCCAGGGUGCUCAUCCCAGACUUGAUUUACUUCUUGGAGAAACAUCAAGCUUUUCCUCCGUCUUUGUGUGUCACUAGAGGGACAGCUAGUGUCUGCCAGCUCCCCACCAACCCACCCCAAAUGCGACUCCGUAGCUGGCCAGUGAUGGCUUCCAUUUCCUAAAGGCUGGCUCUCCUGGUGCCCCACGCCCACAGUCAGGACUGCAGUCCGCUCUUCUGGACAAACCGCACCCAGCAGAGCAGACCUUGCCCGGAAUGAGCCAGUGAAGCUGCUGAGUGGUCAGAUGUCCCUGUCAAAGGGGAUCCUUGCUGCAAAGGAUUAACAUCCUGGCCAUCGAGACCCUUGCCAGAGACCGGAAGCCUCAGCAAACAGCAACAUCCAGGUGCUUUGUGAAUAAGAACCCGGUUCUAGCCCCCUUCUUGCUCUCAGAGUCUGUGAUUUCAUUUUCACUAUUUAAUAGAUUUCCUGAUUUCCCAGGGCCUGUUCUUCCCAGGUAAGAAAAUGAUGAGGCUUGUGAAGGUGGGUCUUCAGGUGAGCUCUGUGAGGUCCUUGGGGCCCCAGGCCUGCCCUCUGUGGCAGCCGCAUCACCCAUGGUUCAGCACAUAGUCUGAAAAGGGGGCUCUGCUGCUGUGAAAAGCAAACUAACUAAAGGAAAUAAAAUACGAAAAGCUGGUGCACUGA